ACUGUUUGAUUGUUCUACCCCUGUUCCCACUCUCCCUACCCUCUCCGUACUCUGUGACCACCGGGACCUCUCAAGACCACAUCAGUUCGCACUGAUGUCGAUGGUACAGGACACCGGGGCACUGCCACGACGCAGUGCCAGGCUUGCAGUUCGUGCCCGCCCUGUGGUACCUCCACAAACCAAGGCUCAGCAACAGCGACUCAGCAAGCGGAAGACUCCAGCGGCAUCGAGUACAGCAAUGACAGUACCGGUUACCACCGGGAUUCUUCCCGCAUGCCCGGUCCAAGGGGCCAGUGAGCCGUUGGCGGCUUACCUUCAGCGGGUACAGGCAUUCACGGAUGCCGUAGCUACCGCAAAGGCACAGGAGGAGGCAGCAGAGGCGGAACGUCAGCGGCUGGCCAGUGAGGCGGCAGCCCAAGCUCAGCGGACUGCUGAGGCUGACGCCGUGGUGCGAGACCAGCGGAACGCCAUUAGCAUGGAGUCCUUGACUGUGAAUGAGAGUCAGUGGACGACACUGCUCCAAGGCAUGCUUUUUGUGCCUUCGGAUACACAGGCGGAUCCGACACCGGCGGAGGAAGAAAGGAGCAACCUGGCUAACCUGAUGUUGAAUAUGAUGCAAGCGGUCAUGUGGACCAAUACGAUGUCAAUGGUGCAAAUACACGAGGGCAGACAGCUGCCACAGAUUCAACAGAAUGAUUCUGCAGCCUUAACAGCUGCUGCUCGCGCGGCCGCCACACAUCAGCAGCAACAGCAACAGCUGUUGAAUUCCACUCUCACGCGCAUCAACAGCAUCGAGGCUAAGGCCUCAGCAGCGCCAGGCUGCACGACAGACGCGAGGAAGCAACUCAAUGAGCGCAUCGAUCACAUCGUCACCAUCAUUGGCGAACUAGGUGAUUUCACCAGUCCGGCCACGAUCAGCAGCACGGUGGCCGCCAUCAAGACGAGCAUCACCAACCUGCAGACAAGACCGGACGCCGCUACAAAGAAUUACAAGAUGCCGCACUUCGACAUCAGCAAGUUCGACGACUACAACAAGUCGGACGCCUUGACAUGGUGGCAACGUUUCCUCACGGAAGCAUCCUGCCGCACUGUCCCGGCUGACGACAUGAUGAAGGCGCUCUACUUACAACUGAUUGGAGGAGCGCAGGCCUGGAUGAACCUUCUGACGGCUACCAAGAAAUGCACCAUCGCCGAACUCCACACGCACAUCCCGUGGAAGGAGUUCGAGAACCUAUGGUUCACUCGGUUCAUGGUCCGCAACGUCGUGAAGCCGGCCAUGAACGAGGUGUACACCUGCUCUCAAGGGAAUAUGCCAACUCGAGACUGGACAACCAAGUGGCAAAAGAUAGUGACCACGCCAGGCUUCGAUUUGAGUUUUACGAAUCAACGAUCCGAGUUCUUCUCGCGAUCAUGCGCAGGACUGCGAACCGCACUCAGCAACGAGUACGAUUACGCCUCAUUCCAGGCUAUCCUGGAUCGUGCGAACUUGGUCAUCCAAACGGAUGACAAGGCCGCAAACGAACGGCAGUCCCAGCCGCAUUAUGUGGCUAAGCCAGGCUAUCAACGACCGGCACAUAACAAUGGCGUGAUUUCUGACGAAACAGUCAAUCUCCACGCUGCAGCAGCAUCCUCGAGUGAUGGAGGAAUUGUAGCAGCGCUCCCGCCGAAGCGUCCCAAGAGAGUUCGGAAGAACAAGGCGACACAAGAGACGGCAUCGACGGGAACUGGGCAGCAGCCGUGGACGGCAUACAAGACAACUUAGGAAGUAUUUGACUUACGUCAACGGUACGGUUAUUGCCUAUGGUGCAAUAGUGUCGUACACACUACCGCACAAUGCCCGGACAAGGGCAAGGCACGCGUACCCCGUCCAACGAACUCG
Molecule: messenger RNA, 1879 nt
Organism: Chara braunii
Lineage: Eukaryota; Viridiplantae; Streptophyta; Charophyceae; Charales; Characeae
Source: the annotation of a GenBank genome assembly